Molecule: messenger RNA, 563 nt
Organism: Trifolium pratense (red clover)
Lineage: Eukaryota; Viridiplantae; Streptophyta; Magnoliopsida; Fabales; Fabaceae
Product: mitochondrial import receptor subunit TOM6 homolog
Exons: 2
Coding region: 95-259 (54 amino acids)
Cellular component (GO): mitochondrial outer membrane translocase complex
Source: RefSeq, a predicted model, not a curated record
GAGAACACCAAAACAAUCACACAAAGUUUGAGAUUGUGGAAUCGAAAAACCCUAAAAAGAGAAGAGAAAGGUUUUACGAUCGGAGAAGACAAUCAUGUUUCCAGGAAUGUUCAUGCAAAAGCCAGACAAGGCUGCUGCACUCAAGCAGCUCAAAUCUCAUGUCGCCAUGUUCGGAACAUGGGUUGUUGUUGUUCGAAUCACCCCUUACAUUCUUCAGUUUCUUAACCGCGAGAAUGAGGAACUCGCGCUUGACUUUUAGGUUAUCGUAUUAUGAGGUCUUGAGGAGGAUACAUGCUUGGGUUUAGAGGAGUUUCAUGGAAUAAUGUUUUUUUAUGUAACUCUGAAAGUUGUGAGGAUAGUACAUUGUUAGUUUCAUGAUAGUGCCAUUUAUAUGUUUUUACAAUGAAGAUUUGAUUUGUUACUCUAUGUUUGAUUCAGUUUGUGGGUCAGCACUCAGCAAUGAUAAGCUGAAAAUUCAAUUGCAAUACAUAGAUUUAUGGCCACAUUUUUUGUAUUUUGGUUGUGUUUGUGACGAGUUCUAUAACAAUAAUUACAACUUUAAA